UGAUGGAGCGCCUCGGGAAGUCAACCUCUCGGAGAAGGAAAGGGGAUUGUUGUACAAGGAUAUUGAAAAUGGGAGGAUAGGCCAAGGAUUUUCGAUUGUGCAGAGCAAAGUGUUUGUUCUGCUCCUUACGAACCUGUUCCCGAUCUUCGAGAUAGAGUACGAGCCGUUCAAAGUAAGUCCUAAGAACCGGGGGGGUGGUGAUAAAGAGAGUGAUAUAAGCCUAGCCUCUGACAAUCACAAAAAGGACAAAAUUUGGAAGGACAAAUCUCACCAUAAUAAGAAAGAGAAGGGCAAGACGCCACUACAUCUCAACAUCCAUGGGAGUCAUAGUGCGAACAACGGUAAAUUCUGGAGUUCGCGGUCACCCAUACUCAGACAGAAAAGCCUCACACCAAGGUCUCGAGAAACAUCGCCUGUAGGGGAGAAUGAAUUUCACAUGCUAAAUUUCUUGAACAUGGCGCCACGCUCUCAUAAUGAUCCUAAUAUCUCCAAAGCGAAAUCGCCGCGGCAGCAUGAAUUGGAUCUGAUUAACCAUUAUAAACUUCUCGCCCAGUUUGAGCAGCAAGAGAAUCAGCUGAGUUACGCCGCCGCCGUGACGAGGCAAUGCGCACCGAAGAGGCCGAGAGAGAGUUGUAAAUCCGACAACCCAAUACUUCAUAACACGAGGAGUGACAAUUUUAUAGGGCUCUCAUCUGCCCCCGGGGUGAUAGGCACUGCAGAGGGAAAUGAACACAGUCUUCGCCCCAAUAUCAGCCAGACGAGCAAUGCCGACGGGGGCGAAACGUCUUCAGUGUGGACUUACACCGAUCCUAAGAGGAAGGAGCUGACGUAUGAAGUCACACCUCAGAGUGAACGUGCGGAUAAAAGCGAUGAAUUUGGGGUGGAUGCGUAUAGCAACUUAUUCCGCGAUAUGGGUAUUAUGGUUGAUGUGAAUACUGUAGUGCAUUCGCAGAAAGCCAGGGGGGCGGAGGACAUCUCGAAGACAGUUGGGGAUGGGGACUCGAAGAGUACGAGGAAAAGUUUGAGAGGUGGCCAGCCAUUGGAACUCAGGGCAACAAAAUCUGAUAUAGACCGGGUCGUGAAAGGAAGCAGCUAUCAUCACUCUCAUGACUUAGCGGAUGCAAAUGUACUCGAGGACCGGCAUCUUUCAGCAUUGGAAGACGAAUGCUUUGGCGAGAGGUCGCGGAUUCGAAUGCAUUCGCUUGGCGCAAGAGAUAAGAAUGGGAAAAUGAUCAGUUCCGACCAAGUCGGCCGAAUAACACCUUCAAGAAAGAAUUCGCAGCCUCGGACUCUAGCCGAUGCAUCAGAAACGACUAUUGCUAGGCGAUUGCACCUGCGGAAAAGCUCCUUAGUACAACUCGCACAGCGUAUGAUAAAUACAUCCCCUCGUGAUUCAUCACCAUCUAAACCUGAUCUUGAAAAGGCGACAUCUAUGGACAGUCCAGCCAACUGUGUCAUAUCAUCUCGAAGUGUAUUAGAUAAAACGCCCACUCGAAUCUCCAACAACCGCGGGAAGUUAGUGGAUACGCCUUGCAACAGUCCGUUUUCUCCGGUUCCCAGUCCUGGCAGUGCACCUGUAGUCAUGGGGCAAGUGUUCAGUUAUGCUGAACUGGAGGAUGGCAGCGAUAGCGGUGGUGAUCUACGGAUGGAAGCUCAAGGGCGAGCGAGAGAUCAGGCUACCGAUUCUCCGCAUAGGGUCCAAGGCGGGACACGAAACAGAAUGAAUCGACGCAGCAGUUGCAGUGUGAUUAAGCCGUCUAGAUUCUGCAUGGAGAACCGAGAACGUGUACCUGACGGUGAUGUUCUGCAAGAAUUGUUACACCGAGCGGCGAAUGAUACGGACAUGGGGCUUAGUGCCACUAGCACACUGGUCGGUCUCACCAGGACACCCGUGUGUAGGCACACGUCACAGACCAAUUCAUCGUCACCUGGGGUUGAGCGCAAACAAACAGGGGCGAACCUGUCUACCCCGCGACGGAGAUCGAAUUCACCAACAAAGCUAACCAUGAGAGCAAAUACGCUGUUCUCACGGCCAGAAACGACUUGCCAAGCACCUUCGCAACACCAACCACACGAACAACAUCAACAUAUAAAGCAACGUCAACAACAAUUGCAGCAACUACGAGAUCAACAGCCACAUCAAGAGGCUGGAGGCACCCUUGGCAGGCGUGUGUUCACAGGCGACUUUGAUGUGGGCACCCGUUUUCCAAUCCAGACCAGAAGCAUGGGCUCCAUUUCCAAUACGCCAUUAAGCCGUGGAGCGGGUCGUGCAAGUAGACUAGAAGGUAAAUCGACCGGGUCACUCUACAAUCCAAACUCGGCGCCUGAAGUAGAUGCGUCGUUUAUUUACCCUUCGUCGCGUGAUCGACUCAUAUUGGUGACAGUUAGUGAAGGCAUUGUGGGCCAUCAAUCUAGUCCAGAACGUCAGGACAGGAUGCGAUCUGGGGGGAAAGGAGCGGUCACUAUUCAGAGGAGUUCAUCUCUGUCAUCAAUACAAAAUAAGAAUUUGAGCUGGGAUGCAACUACAAGUACAAACUACAAUCCAACGCACAAACGCCAGUGUGACGCUGACAAGCCGAAGCUUCGGAUUGGAAACUAUCAGACUAGGACGAGUCCUAUAGCCAAGGAGAGAUAUAACGGCCGAAGUGGCCCGAAUAUGCUCCUGACAGAUGCUGUCCCCAAAAGAGAACCCAUAGCGGACUCUGGGUGUACUGUAUACGGUAGUACUAUGCCUGGCCAACCCAAUGACGAGGAGACCAGUGUGGCUGGUGCGAGCGAUGCCCAUAGAGUUGUGCAUGCUACGGAGAUGUCGUGCUCGGAGGGGAAUAGUGAGGGUCAACCCAUUAUUGACGAGGGAGCUGAUACGGUAGGAGUGCUUACAACCCAUUUGGAAUGGGAAAAGCAGUCAGCAAGCGGUGCAGGAUCUAUACAGCGCCCGAGUGACUAUAUGAUACGUUCACUGUACGAGCCUACGACUACCGAUGAACAUGAACGGGCACCGACCGAGGGCAUGACCGCAGUUUUGUCGGACAGUGCGGAUAGUCAGCUGUCCGAAAGCACGGUUGGGCUGGGACGCGAUGCAUUCCGCCCUUCAUCGAUGGAUGACUUGACUAAGUUGUGGCCGGGUGGAGGAAGCUCGGCCAAUUUGAAACCAGACAGUGAGGAAUCCGAACAGUCAGAAGCAGAUGAGCCGAAUUCUGUGUAUAGCGCGAUGGCGCAUGUGAUAGGCGCCCCUCAAGACUUGCAACUCAUUGGAAAUGGGGAACGUUCACCUCGAAUCGUCGCAAAUUGGGUCGUCCCCGCUUUAGAUAGCCUUACUAUCACGCCCACACUACAAACCACAAGCGUACUAAGUGCUAACCCACGGAGGGGCUCGCCCCCACACCAAGUGGAGGAUGGUCUCGGAUGCGCGAGGAAGGUUUCAUCUACGGGUGAUUCCGAGUUAAACGGCAAGCCUUCGAGGGCGCUUUCGAUACCGUGUUUUGAGCUGACCGAUGACGAAGGCAUUAUAUCUCGGGGUGUAUCGACCGAGGAAUUGGGACUAAGCGGAAUGCUCAGCGACAUAUCGUCGCAGAUUAAUGCACGUACCCCUGAACCCGAUACAAAUCCGGUCAGCACUAAGCCGCUAAAAGAGAAGUUCGCUCUGUCCCAGUCACUUUCAGACAGUUUUGUUGGUCUUUCCACACGCACGACACACGAUCAAGACAUGGACCGAGACGCAAAUGAUGAUCGUCUUUCACUCGAUGAGGAAAUUCUGUCGGCGGAAGAAAACGAUGGUAGUGUGUUACAUAGCGGCAGGAAUGAAUUCGCAGAAGGCUCCACAAAUGAAACAGUUAGCCCGUUUUCUAUGCACCGAUUCUUGGAGAAGAGUGCGCAGAUGUCAGGUUCGGAAAAGCUAGACCUCUUGGUCCGAAUGCACCCCGAGAGUCAAGCCGUAGAACCCACUUCGUCAAAGUCAUUGCGCCUUGAUAAGUCCAGACCGAGACGAGCGAUGAGUGGCAAGACCAUCUCUUUGCACUACAAGAACAAGAAGAAACUCAAGGAAAUGGAUCUGGAAAAGUUCAAGGGGUCACACAGCCAUGAAGUGGAACACAUGUCUGAUGUGAGACACAGCCAUGACGUGAGAUCAGACAACAGGUGUCAGACGCUCGCAACGACUGUAUCAGAAUCAAAAAUCCAUUCUAAAAACAAGGACAAAUAUAAAAGCACUUUCCGAGCUGCUAGAGCCAGGAAAUUGUCCGAUAAGAAGUAUUAUGAGGACAGAGAGAAAGGAACCAGCCCCACUCUGCUGAGGAUGCUGACUCAUCGGUAUGAAAAGAAAAGACGGAAGAGUGGCCACAUUGUAAGUGCAAGGACAUCUCCGAAUGGAAGUGGGGAACUUCAAGAAUCGUCGAGAAAAAUUAGUGAACCCUCCAGUAAUAAUGACCUGGCGAGAGUGAACAAGACCCCGUUAAGUACCGAUAGUGUGGAUAUUUUGCUUGGAGAUGCCCUAACAUGCCAACUUCAAGAAGAGGAAGAGGUCGAUAAGUAACAAAACAAGUGUAAAUCUUGUCGUAAAGAAUUGCGCUUUUUAGCUGGAUUGCUGCAAAUUUGGGCUAUAAAUUAUAUAACACAGCGUACAA
Molecule: messenger RNA, 4622 nt
Organism: Sphaeroforma arctica JP610
Lineage: Eukaryota; Ichthyosporea; Ichthyophonida
Exons: 6
Source: RefSeq, a predicted model, not a curated record